UGAUUGAAAUCAGAAAAUGUAGUUUUCGCGGGCCUAUUGCCCGAUCAUUUAGCGGCAAAACAUCUGGCAUUUCACAAUAAACCAAACUGUAUGUAUUUGUCUUCAUUUUCAUGGUCUACAGUUCACCCAAAAUCUGCUGCUGACAUCCGACAUGUGGAUGAUAAGCUACUAGAAUUUGCAACACAUUUAUAUAACUGUGAUUCUUCUGGAAGAAGACUUGGAUUAUCAGCUUUGCAUUACCAAGGAACAGAUGAAAUAGUAUCCAAUAUGAACAUUAACAUGUGGGAGGAGAACUCUGUGGCAGCUGAACUAUGCAACAAGGAUACUGGUGAAAAAGCACGAUUACGCCAGAGGUUCAGGGGGCAUUUCGUGUGUGUUACUGGAGGAGGACACAUAUCAUAUUUUGAUCCUAUUUUCAAAUCUGAGAGUCCCUCACAGAUCUUCAUACAAGUUGUACGACUCAUGUAUCUUGAAUUAAAAGAUGUUCCUGAGGAGGACUUGGGGGAAGCCAUAAAGAACUACGUUCUCUGUUAUGACAACAUGUGUCAGCUUGAUUCUUUGAAAGCUUCCAAAGAAGAUUUGCCUUUGCCUCCACCAUUUCAUUCCAUGUGGAAAUCAAUAACCAAAGUCAUAGACAGGCUCCACCUUCAAAACCACAAAAACCCCAAAUGCAAGAAACACUACAAUCCAGAUGAUGUGCUGCCACCUGGCUACAACACUAUGGUGGCUGAGCAGACCUUCUCUUGGUUUUCACGAUUUAAGAAAAUUGCAAACUCUAUGUCCCAAACACAUCAUCUCUUCUUUAUCCACAGAAACAUCAAAAGGCGAAAUUCAUAUACAGCCAAGUGUAGGAAGAAGGGAAAGGAGCCGCUUUUACCAGGCAUCAACAUCAAGACUGUAUUUAAAUCAACUUAAAGUAUUGUGAUUGCUAAAGUGCAUUGAAAUGAAAAUAAUACAUAACUUAGAAUUAGUCUUGAAUUAUUGCUAUGUGUAUAUGUAGAUAUAUUCUACCUUGUAACUUGGUUAGAAAACUUUUGAAUUUUAAGGGAGUUAAUGUUUUGAUCUAAGAAACUGAAGAAAAACAAUUUCCUUCUAGGUCAUUCUCAUUAAAGGAAUUUUCAAUGUAACACCUAUUAUUCCAUUUAUGUAUGCCUGGUGGUCUUGCUCUGGUAUGCAUAUUUAUUUGAGCAAUCUGCAUUCCUAGGAUAAGUGUAUGAUAUGGGUAUAGGGACAGAAAGGCACAGGACAAAACGUCACAAAAAUGCUCACUAAAGCUGUUGUUCAGACACCAGACAUUUCUUACAGUGGAUGGGAGGUAGAAGGGAAUACAUGUCAUCAUUCUUAUUGGUGUUUGUUUUGUCACAUUUAGCACUUUCAGUUCAUUGUUAGAUGUUCAUUAUUAGAUGAUAAAAGAAACAUCAUUGUCUUGUUUAUAUAGCAAUUAUCAUAUGACAGUCCACUUCUUGUUUUGACAAUAAUCUGGAGUGAAAGGAAGCCAACCAUAUGCAUAUAAUUCUGCCAUCAGAUUUUGUUUUGACAAUCAUUAAUAUGUAGUAUACUAAACCAAAUGAUCAUAAAGCUUAUUCUUAUUUUAUCUCAAUACAAAAUAUUUCUUUUUAAAAAUCAAAAUAUUUUACAAUAAAUAAGAUAAAAGGAAUAACAAUUUUAUAAUUAUUAUCAAAAUCUCAUAGAAAAUAUAAAUUUUGCAUAUAUAUUUUCUUAAACUUUACAAAAAGAACAGAUAUAUUUUUAAAAUAUAUAAAAAAUCAAUACUUUUUAUUUUCUUAUAAACUGUGGCUUUUUGUCCUGUGACAUUUUGUCCUACUUUCAUAAAAUUUCUUAUUGUGACUUUUUGUCCAUGGUCAUUUUGUCCGUGACUUUUUGUCUGUGACUUUCUGUCCUACAUUCAUUUUAGAAAUGUGCCAUUACAAUAGUUUGUAACUUUAACUAUAGUCACUGAUAAAAUUUUAAUCAAGUUUAAAUGUUAUC
Molecule: messenger RNA, 1989 nt
Organism: Ostrea edulis (European flat oyster)
Lineage: Eukaryota; Metazoa; Mollusca; Bivalvia; Ostreida; Ostreidae
Exons: 3
Coding region: 91-915 (274 amino acids)
Source: RefSeq, a predicted model, not a curated record